GUGCCCCACCUGCUCCGUGCCCGCCCGCUGGCGGCAGCACCGCCACGCAACCGAGCACCGCCCCUUCACCGCCCCCGGGGGAGGUCAGGGCGGCGGUAGCGGAAGCUUCUUCCUCCCGGCGCCGCGGCCCGGAACCAGCCCCGUCGCGUCCCGGCCCGUCCCGGCUCCGCCGCCGCUUGCGGCCCUCGCCGACAGCAUGACAGCGCCAGCCGCCACGCCCCGCAGGUGACACCCGCGGGCCCUUCCGCCUCGGCCGCCUCAUAUAUGGGCCACCUGCUCUCGAAGGAGGCCAGCAGCCUGAGCCGGGACCGCCGCUGCCGCCGCGGGGGAAAGGUGCCGCCGCGCAGUCGGAGCUGCUUCCUGCGCGGGCCCUGCAUGCUCUGCUUCAUCGUGCAUAGCGCCAGCCCGCCCGCCUCGGAGCAGCCCCUGCCCGCCGGAGACCCCCGCCUGCCACCGCCGCCCUACGCGGCCCUCGCCACCGCGGAACAGCGUGCCUCCUGCCGCGUCCUCCGCCUGUCGUCCGCCGCCUGGGAACCGCGGGGCCGCUUCCAGCGCCUCCUUCUCUCGGGCCUGCUGCCCUCGCCGGUGCGGGGCCUCCUGGGGGAGGCCAGACCAUCCGGCGAGGCCGCUUCGGAGAUGGUGUGCAAGCGCAAGGGGGCCGGCCUGCCCGCCUGCCCGCCCUGCAAGCAGCCGCGCUGCGCGGCCGCCGCCGCUGCGGAGCCGGAGGCAGCCUGCCAGUGUCCCGCGGAGGCGCCGCUCUGCUCUCUGCCCGCAGCCGACGGCUGCGCGGCGAGCUGUGAGUCCGCACCGGCCCGGGUCAGCGCCGGGGACAGCGGCGAAGCGGAGCAACCCGCCUCGCCGCCCUCCACGUCUGAGGAGGAGGAGGAGGCAACAGGGGAGAAGGAGAGGGGCGGAGAGGCGGGCUGCGAGGAGCCUCUGGAGCGCCCCGCUGACUGCUGCCGGGAGCCGCCGCCGGAUAUUAACCAGCUGCCGCCUUCCAUUCUCCUCAAGAUAUUUUCCAACUUAUCCCUGAAUGAGCGUUGCCUUUCAGCAUCACUAGUCUGUAAAUAUUGGCGUGACCUCUGUUUAGAUUUUCAGUUUUGGAAGCAACUGGAUCUCAGCAGUCGUCAACAGGUCACUGAUGAGCUGUUGGAAAAGAUAGCAUCAAGAAGCCAGAAUAUUACUGAAAUCAAUAUUUCUGAUUGUCGCAAUAUAUCUGAUACAGGAGUAUGCAUAUUAGCUAUUAAGUGUCCUGGACUCCUAAGGUAUACUGCCUACAGGUGUAAACAACUUUCUGAUACCUCUAUUAUUGCAGUUGCCUCUCAGUGUCCUCUUCUUCAGAAAGUGCAUGUAGGCAAUCAAGACAGACUCACUGAUGAAGGCCUGAAGCAGCUGGGUUCAAAAUGCAGAGAAUUGAAAGACAUUCAUUUUGGGCAGUGUUACAAGAUCUCAGAUGAAGGAAUGAUCAUUAUAGCUAAAGGCUGCCUGAAACUGCAAAGAAUAUACAUGCAAGAAAACAAAUUAGAUUACUGUAGGAUGCAUGUGGGGAUGUCAGCAGGUUGUGAUGCACUGUUAUCUUGUCACAUGAAGUUCAGGAGUCUUCAACAGAUACUGUUCCAGCUUUUCAAUUUUAACAUCAAGUGACAUUGUGAAAUUUGAUUACUAUUUUUAAGAAGAAAUAAUUGGAAAAAUUAGUUGAAUUUUCAACAGAACUUAGUUAAAAUUUAAAUAGUAACUGGAGGUACUGAUUCUUAAUCAUGUAAGUGUUAAUUAGACAUACUAUUUAGAGUAUCUGAUUUCAGUUUUGGAAAUAGAGCAGUUUACAUAAUUGUGCUCCUAAUCUCAUGCUUAUGUCCUCAAAAGGUUACUUCCAAAGACUCCUAAGUAUGUUCAGUCCAAUUAAUUUUAAAAUAUGAAUAUGCAGUAUUCUGUAGAAGUCAGAAUCUUUUUAUUUAGGGUAUCAAAUAUAUAAUCUUUAAGAACAGUCUCUGGCUCAUGCCAUGCAAAUCCAUGUUUCCAUGUGGAAAAGUGAGAUUGUGUCCUUUGUGAAGUGAGUUUCAGUUGUUUAAUUGGACUUCCAGACCAGAAAAGGCUGUAUAUGUUUCAAGUGUAUGUUAC
Molecule: messenger RNA, 2118 nt
Organism: Neopsephotus bourkii (Bourke's parrot)
Lineage: Eukaryota; Metazoa; Chordata; Aves; Psittaciformes; Psittacidae
Gene: FBXL17
Product: F-box and leucine rich repeat protein 17
Exons: 5
Coding region: 265-1644 (459 amino acids)
Biological process (GO): entrainment of circadian clock by photoperiod; G2/M transition of mitotic cell cycle; regulation of cell cycle
Cellular component (GO): cytosol; nucleus; SCF ubiquitin ligase complex
Molecular function (GO): protein binding
Source: RefSeq, a predicted model, not a curated record